This is a messenger RNA of Drosophila gunungcola (fruit fly), 4805 nucleotides long. RefSeq names its product sodium-dependent neutral amino acid transporter B(0)AT3. The transcript has 7 exons. NCBI's taxonomy places the organism in Eukaryota, Metazoa, Arthropoda, Insecta, Diptera, Drosophilidae. Bases 803 to 2989 code for a protein of 728 amino acids. Gene Ontology annotation, cellular component: membrane. Gene Ontology annotation, biological process: sodium ion transmembrane transport. The record is from RefSeq and is a predicted model, not a curated record.
GUUGUUACGUCCCUUGCUGCUCAACAGUUUCCUGCCAACGUCCCGUUACGACACACCGUUACGUUAUUCCAAUCAGAGUCACGGGAUAGCGAAGGGAGCAAAUAGCGAACGGAAUCGGUCUUUAAAAAGGUUUUAAUGCAACCACCUGCCGUUGUUAAUCAAGGGAUAAUCAAAGGAUAAUAAGCAACCCUCCUCUUCCUUCAGCGUUAUCGGCCGAACGCUCGUUGUUUGUUUUAGUGCGACUCCAUUUUUUUCGCGUGUUUUCUUCGGUUAUAUAAGUGAGAAUUUGACGGUUAACAAUUCAAAGGAUACUACAUAUUCCUCCCCGAAAAAGUGCAAACAAAGUAAAGCUGCCCUUCAAAUUAUCUUUUAAAGCAUGCUAGAGUAGAGUGGAAAUCUAGCGGCACAGCGAUGGCGUCUUCUACUAAUGCACCGUUAUCACCUGCAAUUAAGCACUAACAAAAGCACCAAGCCACAGUAAAAACACAAUACCAGACCUAAAAAUAGACCAACUAAAACACAACUGAAAGGGCUUAAAAUGCGAUUGAUUUAGCCACCCAUAAAAGUAUGCUACGAAAAAUGUCCAUUGAGUAGCUAGUUGCCAGAACGCAACACCAGGUGGCGCCAAAAAGAGUGAAAACUGAGGAACAUUUGAAGAAACGGAAACGGAAGUGAUUUAGCACACUUAGGCCCACACACACAGACACACACGCACACACACGCACAUACCCACACAGCACCCACACGCACACACACAAAUCUAAUACUCUGUAAUAAGUCGAAAUAAUAAUAAAACGCAAUCAUGGCCAACACAGCUCAGUUAUUGCGUCGUCAAAGCUCCCGGGAUAUAGUCCUCAAAAGCCAGAAGAGCAUCGAUCAGCUGGAAUUGAGGGAACUGCGAGGUCGCCUGGUAUCGAAGGAGCAUGGCGUCGGCCACCACCACCACACAUCCUUGCACCACCACCAGCCACUGUAUGGGGCCACCAACCAGGGCUUCAUGUCGGACGCCUUCGACGAGUCCUCGGAGCUGGAGCAGGACCCGCCGCCCUUCGGCUCGGAGGCGAGCACCUCGAAGGCCAAGGCCGAGCUGGUGGCCAACGCCUCCGUCGCCGCCGCCGAUCAGCAGGACAUCGUCGAGGGCGAGAAGGAGGGCGAGGAGCGCGAGUCCUGGGACAGCAAGAUCAUGUUCCUGCUGGCCACCAUCGGCUAUGCCGUUGGCCUGGGGAACGUGUGGCGCUUCCCGUAUUUGGCCCAGAAGAACGGGGGCGGGGCCUUCCUGGUGCCGUACUUCAUCAUGCUGUGCAUCCAGGGCAUACCGAUAUUCUACCUGGAACUGGCCAUUGGCCAGCGACUGCGAAAGGGGGCGAUCGGGGUGUGGAGCCAGGUGUCGCCGUAUCUGGGCGGCAUCGGGAUCUCGUCGGCGGUGGUCAGCUACAUAGUGGCCCUGUACUACAACACGAUCAUCGCCUGGUGCCUGAUCUACCUGCUGCACAGCUUCGAGUCGCCGCUGCCGUGGGCCGACUGUCCGACGCGGCUGUACAAGAACUUCACCUACGACCACGAGCCGGAGUGCGUGGCCUCGUCGCCCACGCAGUUCUACUGGUACCGCACCACGCUGCAGUGCUCGGAGUCGGUGGACCUGCCGGAGAACUUCAACUACCACAUGGCCAUUGCGCUGAUCGUCUCCUGGUUCCUGGUCUACAUCUGCAUGGUGCAGGGCAUCACGUCGUCCGGCAAGAUCGUCUACAUGACCGCCAUCUUCCCCUACGUGGUGCUCAUCAUAUUCUUCUUCCGGGGCAUCACGCUGAAGGGAGCCGCCGACGGGGUGGCCCACUUGUUCACGCCGCGGUGGGAGACGCUCUUGGAUCCGGUGGUCUGGCUGGAGGCCGGCACCCAGAUCUUCUUCUCGCUGGGCCUGGCCUUCGGCGGACUGAUCGCCUUCAGUUCGUACAAUCCGGCCAACAACAACUGCUACAGGGACGCCUUGCUCGUGUCGCUCACCAACUGCGGCACCUCCAUGUUCGCGGGCGUGGUGGUGUUCUCGGUCAUCGGGUUCAAGGCCACGGCCACCUUUGACCGCUGCACCGAGGAGCGGAACGGGCUGAUGGCCCAGAACAGGACGCACAACCUGCCCGUAUGCGAUCUGCAAACCGAGCUGGCCAAUAGUGCUUCUGGCACUGGAUUGGCCUUCAUCAUCUUCACGGAGGCGAUCAAUCAAUUUCCGGGCGCCCAACUCUGGGCGGUACUGUUCUUCCUGAUGCUUUUCACCCUGGGAAUCGACUCGCAGUUCGGAACUCUCGAGGGCGUGGUCACCUCGCUGGUGGACAUGAAACUGUUCCCAAAUCUGCCAAAGGAGUACAUUGUGGGGGGCCUCUGCUUUUCCUGCUGCCUGAUUUCCAUGUGCUUUGCCAACGGAGCUGGCAGCUACAUUUUCCAGCUCAUGGACAGUUUCGCCGGCAAUUUCCCUCUGCUGAUCAUAGCGCUCUUCGAGUGUCUGUCCAUCAGUUAUAUUUAUGGAGUGCGGCGAUUCUCGGACGACAUAGAGAUGAUGACCGGGUCGCGCCCAAACUUUUACUGGAUGUUCUGCUGGAAGUACUUGUCGCCCUGUGCGAUGGUCACCAUCCUGCUGGCCUCCUUCUACCAACUGCUGACCGAGGGCAGCAGCUACCCCGCGUGGAUCGGGGCCAAGGGUGCCUCCGAGAACCAGGAGUGGCCCCACUGGUGCAUCGUCGUCGCCUUCUUCCUGAUCCUCUCGUCCAUCCUGUGGAUCCCCAUUGUGGCGGUGCUGCGUCUGUGUGGCAUCAAGGUGGUGGAGGACUCGGAUCCAGCCUGGUUCCCCGAGGCGGAGCUCAGGGAGGUUCAUGGCAUUGUGCCCCACGAGCCGACCGAACUGGAACGCAGCAUUUUCUGCUUUAACAUGGACGGAACGGAGGGCAUGUGCUGCCCCAAGUACGGACUUCCCGAGAAGUCCCUCGAGGAGGAGGAGUAGGCCCCAAGGGAUCCCCAAUCACAGUGAACAACAACGACAAUAUGCCCGAUCAGAACCGAAGGAAAUAUAACGAAUCUCGAUGUAAAUAUGGACAAUAACUAAGCACUCACCGAUGUUAGCGGCGUCGAUAAAAAAAAAAAACACUCCUAUAUGGUCCCAAAGACUGUUAAAAAAACAUAACAAAUAAAGCAAAGCAGCCACAACAAGGAAAAUAGGGAAAUAGCAAUAGUAGGUAAAAACUCGACGCUGGAUGCGCGGUUUCAUUCAAGCAGAAAGCUAUAGAAAAUCAGAAAACAUUAAAACAAAGGCCGUAAUCAAUGGAAAUAUUUCCGCAUAACUUCAUUACCAUGUGGCCAUAUAUAUACGCGAUUAUUGUUUACCAUUUUACCAUUUUACCAUUAAACCAUUUUACCUUUACUUUUGGGUUUCUUUUUCGAAAGGGCCGCCCUUAUAGGGUCUACAUAUCCGAUUUCGCUAGCAAAGAGAAACCGCACUCUUUGCCACAUCAAAAUGCAAAAUGCACGACUUGCUGACUAUAUACGAUAUAUCUAUAUACGAUAACUACGCUGUAUUCUAGACUUAAUUGUUUGAUUUGACCAUAUCAUGCGAGCAUAGAGCACCACCUAUAAGAGAUAUAUACCUAUAUAAUUAUGAUAUAGUGACUUUGACCUUUGACUUUAUACCCAACACAGUUCAUUCUCUGUUGUGAUCAGCUCGGCUUUCUGUGUUUACUGUUGUUUAUCGAGGAUAAUGUUGCUCGUGCAGACGAAAUCAUAUCACAUCCGAAACUAUGCUUAAAACUUUAACAAACCACUUUAACGUCUCAGUGUUAUAGAGAAAUGGAAACAUGGGAGAUAUGUUAUGUUUUGCUCCAAUCGAUAGCUAUACGAUAAAAUUACUUGUUGAUAUCCGAUAUCAUCGCCAUAGCUCUCCACUCCAUUGUACUUAUGAUCUACACACUCGAGAUUAUAGGUAUAUAUAUAUAUUUACAUUAAAAGUAACAUUAACAAAACGCAAACGCAACCGUUCAACUAGGUGGAAAAGGAACUCUAUAUACAUAUACUAUACAUAACUGGAGAAGGCAGCUUUGGGUUUUAUGACUCACGAUAUCAUCGCAUUGAGAAACUAUUAUUAUACAAAAUAACGAAUAUAAAUUAACAUAUAUUUAUGGGUGUUGAAAUGCUGCUAACGGGUGUGUGAAUUCGUUUUAAAAGAUCAUGUAGAUGUCUUCAGUUUUAUUUUCCAAAGAACACGGCCAUUUUUAAAAUCAAGCAAAACAGGAAACCCUUUUAAAUCAAUUCACUCGCCCAGAAAGCAAUUGAUUUCACUGUAUUAUAAAUUCUACAUUUAUUUAUGGUAUAUUUACAUCGAUAUAUUAUAUACAUCUAUUUAGAGCCAAAAAAAAACGUAUAUUAUACAUGUAUUAAGUGUUAUUGAUGUUGACAAUAAAGAACCCCUACGAAACGAGUUUUAAACCAAAACGAAACAGAUGCGAUAUAUAUAGAACACAACACAACCCACAGUUUGAAAAAAUCCAAAAGUGAAGUAUUAAACAAAAGCAUACAUAAAUAUAUUUACGUCGAAGCAAUAAUUAUAUAAUUACUCGAAGAGAUUCGAUUAUUAUUACUAUAUUGUUAUCAUUAUUUUACUCGCUUUCAAGGGUCUCGUAAUUGAUGUUAAAUUCACUCAUUCGUACUGAACACAUGAAAUGAUGAUAAAGAUAAUACCACGUAUCAUAAUUUACCAAUGUUUAAUUCGCAACUGAUAAAAAAUAACGAAAAUUCCAACUAAAUGACAAUAAACAAUGUAAAACUUA